AUGUGUUGUCAUCUGACGAAAGAAGACGCCCAAUGUACCUCUUUAUACGACGACAGCUUCGCCAGUUGCGAGAGCAUGUUUCGCGACUCAGCCCCACGUAAAAGUAUCUGGGCAAUCGGAAUCCUUUCUCUGCUUGGUGCUGUGUUCGUAAUUGUAUGGCGUCUGAUCUUUAAAGAGAGAAACAUAGUCCAGCUUAUCAUGUUAAUGCACUUAGCGGUUGGGGAUUGCUUGAUGGGCGUUUACUUGGUCACCUUAGGUGCCAAAGACCUGUUAUGGUCGGGAAGUUACUAUCUGCAUGACUUCCAGUGGCGGUCCGGUUUGUCGUGUCAGGUCACAGGUGCGAUCUCAGUGCUGUCCAGUGAGGUCUCUGUAAUGAUACUUGCCCUCAUCUCUGCUGACAGGCUGAAGAACAUCGUUUUCCCAUACCAUGGCAGAGGGCUGACUCCCAGGAAGGCACACAUUCUGUGCGUGAUUAUUUGGGUCCUUGGUUUUGUCAUCGCAUUCCUUCCCCUCAGUGGCAUUAGCUACUUUUAUGACGCCCUAGAGCGCCCUGCGUACUACGGACGAUCCGUUGUGUGCCUCCCACUGCAACUUUCCAACAGGUUUCCAGCUGGUUGGGAGUUCUCCAUUGCCAUCUUCGUUGGGUUAAACUUCCUCCUCUUCCUGUUCAUGACGGUAGCUUAUGUCGCAAUCUUUCUUAAAAGUUAUCUCUCCAGCCGUCAGCUCGCAAAGAAGGGAACCAGACGAGAGGUGCAGGCAAGAAAGAAGAAUGCAAGUGCCAGAAGGGAGAGAGCAUUGGCCAAAAGAGUCUUCUUUAUCAUUCUCACAGAUUGCGCCUGUUGGAUGCCGAUAAUAGUCAUGGGCAUCAGGUCUUUGGCUGAAAAAGAUUACAGUCCCCCGAGGCGAUCUUCCUGCCUGGAUCGCCGUGUUUGUGCUGCCAAUUAA
Messenger RNA from Pocillopora meandrina, 945 nucleotides. Lineage: Eukaryota; Metazoa; Cnidaria; Anthozoa; Scleractinia; Pocilloporidae. The record is from the annotation of a GenBank genome assembly.